GUCAGACCCCCUCGCCUAUGUCCGAAACUUCUCCGAACCCGGACCGGACCAUUCGUUACCAUCGGGUCCGGAUCAUCCCCAAACGCCUAUAAAACAUCUCUGUUUUUCUUUUUGGUCUCCCUAGCCUAUUUAUCCGGUACCGCUCGAUUAAGAUCGGAGGGACCAAAUGCCUCUAUCCAAAAUUCCACUUGUUAUAUAAACCGGACCUAACCCUAAAAUCUAGGAAAGCUGUCCCAUCAAUCCCGUCUCCGCCGCCGGCUGACCAACCCCCCUCCUUCAUCGGGAUCUGGCCGAUCCAAUCCAACAACGGCCGCCACCCUCCUUGGAAUCCCCCCGAUCAAAUGCAUCCAACCACCCACUUCCUCCAUCGAUCCACCGCAUGAGAGCGAGUGCUCCCGUGCCUCCCUCGAUCCUGCUUCGCUCGACCCCGCCGUUGCCGCCUCGUCGCAAAAUGGAGCCCCGGCGACCCUCCAAUGAUCCACCGCCCGGAUCCACCCCGUGCCAUCUUAUUUUCCUUCCGGAGCUCCUUCCCUUCGUCUCAUCCCUCUCCUGUGUUCUCUGUAACAUCUCCAUGGCCGCCCGAUGCUCAAGCAGCUACGGGGAACCGCUCCUUCGGCUUGCGUUCCUCGCCACCAACCGGAGCUCCGAUGGGAUCUCGCUGGACCUCGACCAGGACCUCGCCGUCGGUGCCCCGUUCUUCUAUUCUCACCUCUCGCUUUCCUUUCAGUGAGCUUCUCUGACCCUGCUGCGACGCCCUCUGCAGGUCGACAUCGCUGCCAUGGAACCGCAGCUCCGCCGUCUGCCCGCUCCUCGCCGGAGUGCCUUGCAGCGCCUCGCCUCCCAGCCAUGCUUCCCGUCCUGGAUGCCCGAACAAGCUCGCCGGUGUCCUCGCACCGUCUGCCACCAGCAGAACUAGGGCCCAUGCCUCGCGCCCUCCUCUUCAUCGUCCUUCGUCGCCUGGAGUCGUCGGUUGCUCGCGCCAAGUCCCGCCGCAGCGCCCUUGUUCCUCUGUCGUGGCCCGCGCCAUCCCCGGCGAGCAAGCCACCAGCAGCGCCACAGCCGUCCUCAUCCAUGUGCUCGAGUCCACGAGCGAGGACCUCGCUGCGUCCCUGCCCAAGGACCACCCGGUCCGCCUCCGCUAGCCACCUCCUCGAUGUGUCAUCCGUCAGAUUCGCCGUCGUCGCUCCCUGCAUCGCCGUUGCCUGCUGCGACCUCCUCUGCUUCGUCCAUGCCCCUGUUUUACCCGAGGGGAACGAGCAGCGCAGCCCGUGCUCGAUCUGCUGGCACGCGUUGACCGUAACCAUGCUCCGGGCCACUUCGACGCUAAGGCCCAACCGUGGUCUCCUUUCUGGCCCAGUUCCAGUUUCGACCAGAUCUGGCCCGAUCUUCGGUUUCGUUCCGGAGUUCUGAGGAUCCGUUCGACUAUGUCCGUUUGUCUGCUUCAUGGACUCAUUCUUCUUCCUUGCGGGAUCUCAGG
Molecule: messenger RNA, 1477 nt
Organism: Triticum aestivum (bread wheat)
Lineage: Eukaryota; Viridiplantae; Streptophyta; Magnoliopsida; Poales; Poaceae
Product: predicted GPI-anchored protein 58
Exons: 2
Coding region: 583-1410 (275 amino acids)
Source: RefSeq, a predicted model, not a curated record